CCUGUACGAAAUUGACCCGCGCAGGCAAAAGAGGACAGGUUUUAUUUUUAAGCAAACCGACCGACGAACUCAUCCCGAUCGGUCACGAUCUUCCGUAGUCGUGCACUGUUCGUGACGCACUGCACACCAGCACUUUGCUCGACUGAGCAGUUCGUCAAACAAGUUAACCACCGUUUUCGAGAUUUUGUGUAGGGAAAUCGAGAAGAAAAAAUAAACAGGAACGGCUUGGAAAAUAUGUGUCUCUACCGGAAAGGGCAUCCAUGGCCUCGAUACAGUUUUCGACGAAGUUAAUUUGUAGUGAAUUUAUUAUCUCGAUCCCAAGGGAGGAAAGCAUAUGCAUGUGUGUACGACUUUACGGAAUGUAGGGUGAAUGUGAGCUUGGUGCGUGAUAAAUAAGCGAGAAUUUAUACGAUUUUUGUAACGACGGUGAGUGAAUCGAGAGGAACAAAGGGCAGGAUGAGCAAUAUGCAACCAGAAGAGUACGAGAAUACGGGCUGGCUGUCGUACUUUAGCCGGCACAAGACGACCUACACUGCGUCCGAUAUUCACAAGAUCAGCAACGAGCUGAACAAUGUGCGCAAGAACCUGACCGCCACCCAGUACGCGUACGGCGAGCUGAGCAGUGAGCUGAAGGCACUCAAGAGUCUCCAGGAGCAGCAGCGCUUGGUGGACGAGUACGAGCAACGGGCGGCAGGCAGCAAAGGCUCGAAAUCGACCGACAAGCGGCUGAAGGAACAGGCCGACGAAAUCAAAAGUCUCAAGAGUGAUCUUGCGAGCUGCCGGAAUGAGCUGUCCAAGCAGAUCGCCGCCCUGAAGGUGUCGGUUGGCGAGCAGAGCAAGAAAAAGGGUGUGUUUGGAGGUGGUGGCAAGCCUUCGCACGGCAACCCACCGCCAGCCGGCAGUAACGCCAUGACCUUGAGUCUGGAAAGUCGCAUCAUUGCCGCGGAGGUACAGAUCGAUCAGCUGACAACCGGGCACACUGGCCGGUUAAGUGCUCUGGAGCAGAAAGUAGGUCAGCUAGAGCAGACGGGCGGCAGUUCGUCGGUAGAUUAUGAGGUACGGCUGAAUGCUCUCGAGCGAGAUUUUACGCGCAAGCUGCAGGAUCUGACCGAUCUUGUGGUGGAGCUGCAGCGCAAGCUAGCUAAGAGUGAAGCCAAACAGGUGGAAAUGGUGCAACGGUUGUCGACGGCCCAAACCACACUGUAUGAACAGCUGGAGCAGCGGUACGAUGAGCAGUGCGGCAAACUGCGAGAAUUGCAAGUUCGGCUCAGCCAUCUUGGCCAGCAUGACGACGUCGACUCCACGUUUGUCUGAGGGAACCGGGCAACGAGAGCCAGUAUUACUUGCAGCAUCAUUGACGCUCAUAUUAUCGAUUCUGCCGCACUCCCUGGCUAGUGAUUUAGAAAGCUAUGCUGCCAGCGAAGCACUCGCCCACCAUCAUGC
This is a messenger RNA of Anopheles coluzzii, 1443 nucleotides long. RefSeq lists its product as uncharacterized. The record is from RefSeq and is a predicted model, not a curated record. The coding region runs from base 457 to 1314 and encodes 285 amino acids. NCBI's taxonomy places the organism in Eukaryota, Metazoa, Arthropoda, Insecta, Diptera, Culicidae. The transcript is spliced from 3 exons.